Molecule: messenger RNA, 660 nt
Organism: Penicillium canescens
Lineage: Eukaryota; Fungi; Ascomycota; Eurotiomycetes; Eurotiales; Aspergillaceae
Product: ankyrin repeat-containing protein
Exons: 4
Coding region: 1-660 (219 amino acids)
Biological process (GO): nucleoside metabolic process
Molecular function (GO): catalytic activity
Source: RefSeq, a predicted model, not a curated record
AUGGCUGCACAGAUAUCUACCGAGCCGAGAACUUAUAACGAAUACACUAGACAUGCGGAUCUCUCGAAGCCGUCGAACGACCCUAACACGUACACUCUUGGGUCUAUAAGCAAGCACAAUAUUGUCAUAGCUUGCCUACCGGCAGCGACAGCUGCUGCCCGGAUGAUAUCUGCUUUUCCGUCUAUCAAGUUCGGCUUGAUGGUUGGCAUUGGUGGCGGUAUUCCGACCAAGGUUAGACUUGGCGAUGUAGUGUUCCCUGGUGUGGUGCAAUGUGACUUCGGUAAGGCGAAAGAAGGCGGUACCUUCGAGCGGACCGGCUCUCUGAAUAACCCUCCUACCUUGCUGCUAACAGCUUUGUCGAAAUUGGAGACGGCUUAUGAUAUGAAAGGCUCAAAGAUACCAAAAUACUUGGACGAACUGAAAGAGAAAUGGCCAAGACUGGUGCCGAAGUAUCUGAGAUCAGAUUCACUCGAGGAUGUCUUGUUCAAAGCAAAUUACAGCCAUGUCAGCGAAAACACCACGGAGUGUGACAUCUUAUCAGACGACGACGAAAGAGACGAUGAAGAAGGGGGUUGCGGAUUUUGUGACAGAACCAAGAUCGUGAAGAUGAAGCCUAGAGAUAUGCACGUGCACUUUGGUCUUAUCGCAUCUGGGAACUAA